CGUCCGAAAGCGGUUUUGGCGGUGUUCUACAGGUGCGCUCUAAGAGGGACUCGCGUAUUUCACGAAACUACGAGAAAAAAUUGUGCGGUUGACGCGUGUUAGGGUGGUGUGAGUGUGUGGAUAGCCGUAGUGAGCGUUUUUACUUACCGAUUUGAGGUCGUACCGACGAUCAGUGUAGCCAACAAUGAAACAUUCACCAACUAACCUGUGUUUGACUAUCAUAAUAUUCCAUAUAACAGGUGUCCUAUCAACGAUCGACAGAUUGGAGCUGAUAAUGCCAAGAUACGCCAUCAGAGGAAGAGAUGUCAUCCUCAAGUGCGACCACAGCGUUCCUCCAGAACAACUGAACAAAGUGGAGUGGCAGAAAAGGGGUGAAAAGAUAUUCGAAUACGUAAGGGGUCGUGAUCCACCCUUCAGGUAUUUCGAGACCCCAGGUGCCGUAAUCAAUAAAGGCAACAGCAGUGCGGAACAGCUGCAGCUGUCAAAAUUAGAUUUUUCAGCGUCCGGGUCCUAUUCCUGCAUGGUGUCCAUUAAUGCUCCGAUUUUCAGCAAGGAUUCAGACAGUAAAGAUCUCACCAUCAUAGAGCCACAGCAGCGUGAUCCCAAGAUAACCUUCAACAAGGAAACUUAUGAGAUAGGGGAAGUUCUGGAAGCGAACUGCUCAACCGCCCCAGCAAGACCGCCUCCGCGUAUCACGUGGUUAAUUAAUGGGAAGAAGGUUGUCGACACUCUGACCAAGUCCUUCACGAACGGUUUUGUCCACGGCAAAGGCUACUUCGAGCAGAGAGCGUCGUCCAUCAAGCAGCUGUCGAUUGAGGUUGCCGAGCUGCAUGUCGGCGAUGACAAUCAGCUGAUUCUGACAUGCAUGUCGACGAUUCCAGGAUACAUAACGGGCAACAAUAAUUAUGCGGACAUGCGGAAUAAGUCGAUCAACAUUUCCAUAGUUGUGAUAGAACCGGAAGUCGAAGCGAUUUCUAACGACAAUUCAUCAGGAGGUAACCUCUAUUCGAACUACAUUUUGAUGACCACAAUGUCCGCAGUUCUGCUCAAUUUCAAAUUGAAUUGAGUUGUGAAUGUUCUAUGUUCGAAGGGGUAAGAAGGAAAUGCAACCUGUUGAGAGGCCGUUGAACUGUUUUCCGUUGUAAAUUGAUUUUUUAAAACCCAUCGAGGGACUUUGGUGCUGCCAGAUAAAAUGUUUCGUUUGUCGCAAGUGAGUUUCGAGCCUUUCGAAAUACCCAAACCAUUUGAAAUGGAAAUAUUUAUGCAAACGCUUCGAUCAUCGAUACCUCUGUUUCAAGUCUGUGGUUUAUUCGAAUACUCGAUGAAACAAAUUGAAUGAAUAACGGAAAAUUGUAUGCUCGAAACUUGCUUACGAAAAAAAUCACAUAAAAUGAAAAAUAUAUAUGUAUAUUUUGCUAUACUUAACUGAAACUGUGUUGAUAAUCUACUGAUGUUAUUAAGUCAAAAAUUUAUCUUAGAUUAAUUGAUAGACCUCUUGAGAUGGCCUGAACCAGGAGACUACCUGGAAGCUCAUUAUUUUCUCCUUUUCGGAGAAAAAAUCAUAUUCAGUUAGUACCAAGUAUCUUACCCAUUCAAAACCUCAAUUUCACUAUUCUAUCUUCAUCAUUUUAUGGAUUGAAAUAAACAUUUCUAGGGAAAGUGAAUUAGAAGAGCGGCUUUGAAAAGUUCUGUCAAUAAGAGAAGAAAUCAGUCAGAAUUCAGAUCAAAGAUAAGUAUAAAUAAAUAAUGGUUCAACGUCUUUAUAUUAAUAAGAUAUUUAAUUAAUUUCACGGCAUUCAGGCAUUUUUUCAAAUCUGGAAAAAAU
Messenger RNA from Harmonia axyridis, 1825 nucleotides. RefSeq lists its product as uncharacterized. The transcript has 7 exons. The record is from RefSeq and is a predicted model, not a curated record. Lineage: Eukaryota; Metazoa; Arthropoda; Insecta; Coleoptera; Coccinellidae. The coding region runs from base 185 to 1066 and encodes 293 amino acids.